This is a messenger RNA of Varanus komodoensis (Komodo dragon), 3483 nucleotides long. RefSeq names its product small ArfGAP2 (gene SMAP2). The record is from RefSeq and is a predicted model, not a curated record. Bases 1369 to 2397 code for a protein of 342 amino acids. Lineage: Eukaryota; Metazoa; Chordata; Lepidosauria; Squamata; Varanidae. Gene Ontology annotation, molecular function: GTPase activator activity. The transcript has 11 exons.
ACCAGUGCAGUUGACAGAAGCUGCCCUCCUGGGUGCUCCCAGCCACAAGAUCACUCAGUCCCCCAGUGAGUGUGAUGAAUCCAGGAGCACCUGCAAACUGCCAACCUGCCCCUUCAGGGUAAGUGCACUCCAUCCGGAGCUGGUGAUUCCCCCACAGUUCCCUGAUCUGGGAAUACUUCACUCACAGUGCUGCCAUCUUGCUGGGAUUCUGCUUCAGUUUAAUUUUUCCAUAUGUAUCUAAUUGACCUCCAUUAGACCUUUGGGCUGCUCUACCAAGGGCGCUUCUGCAUUCUUAUUGCUAGAGGUUCUUCCUUAAAAUAUAUAUAGUAAUAUUGCAUGCCUGUAAAAAUACAGGAUAGCUCUGCCUCUCUUUGAAAAUCUUGUCUGCUGCUUAGACUUGGAAUUUUAAGCUGCAAUUUGGAACCUCUUGAUAAGAUUGGGGUAGCAGGUUGGCACAGAAAAAGUGAGUUGCCUGCUCCUGGCUGGAGAAUGUGGGGUUGAAAAUAUGAGAACAGAUUGCUGGGUCAGACCAAAAGCAUAUCUCAGCCUUCUCCAACUUAGAGCUCACUAAGUGCUUUGCAUCCCAUAGGCACAGUCAGUGAUUACAAGUGCUCGGAGUUGUAGCCCCAAACAUCUGGAGGGCAUCCCAUUUCCCUCCACUGCAAGAUCUGGGGCAGGCCACAGUAUCUUGUGCCCUUUCUUUUUUCGGAGGCACAUGUUCUCCAUGUUCCCUUACCUUCAUAGCCAUGGGUUAGACCUGCAGCAACCCUAAUCAUGAUUAAAUUCUAACUAGUUUUUCCUUUCUGCAGUUUGCAAAACUGUUCUGAUCCUGGCUGAGAUGGGAAUCCCAGCUAAGGUUAUCCAUGCUUACAUUUGGUGCAGGUACAGUUCGCAGCCCUGGUGAAGGCUGAGAGAAAUUCAUUCUGGAGUUCAGAAAAGAUCCUAAGCAUGGUUGAGAGAUUGGUUAGUGAUAUCCUCUCUGGGCCUGGGUCUUUGAGGGCCAUAUUUCCAGGUCCUGUCUUAUGCUAUGGUAACUCUGCUGCAGAUUUGGAAGAGCUGGCUUCCUGUACCCUUGAAGAGAAGAAUGGCUGGCACCUAUCCACACCCCCUCUGUCCCACAGGUUUCUUUGGAUCCAGAACCACUUGUGACAAGAGCUGCAGGUUCUUCCCAAAAUGAAGCCCUCGCCAGCGGAUCAUUGCAACUUCUGCGGUGUCUGCUCAUCAGCAUAAGGGCCAAGAUGGGCGUCAUGGAAUAUCGGUGUGUUUAUCUGCAUUCGCUGUGCUGGAAUACACAGAAAUCUGGGUGUGCACAUCUCCCGAGUAAAAUCGGUCAACCUGGACCAGUGGACACAAGAGCAGAUCCAGUGCAUGCAGGAGAUGGGAAAUGGCAAAGCGAAUCGCCUCUAUGAAGCUUACCUUCCAGAGAACUUCAGGAGACCUCAGACGGACCAAGCGGUGGAGGGCUUUAUAAGAGACAAAUAUGAAAAGAAGAAGUACAUGGACAGGAGCCUGGACAUCAACUUGUUGCGGAGAGAAAAAGACGACAAGUGGAAAAAGGAGGCAGCCUGCGAAAAGAAACUGGAACCAAUUAUUUUUGAGAAAGUAAAAAUGCCCCAGAAAAAAGAUGAUUCUCAAGCUCGAAAAAGCCCGACUCGAUCUUCUGAGCCUGUCAUGGACUUGCUGGGACUCGAUGUACCUGUCUCAUCUGCCCUCCCCAAUGGCAGAUCCAGUGCCUGCCUGGAGAAGGACUUGGACCUCUUUGGCUCCGUGGGCCCCGACAGGAAGGUUGUUGGCUCAAUGCCCACUACUGGAAGCGCUGGGUCUGUUCCCGAAAACCUGAACCUCUUCCCCGAGCCUGGAAGCAAAGGCGAAGAGGUGGCAAAGAAGCAACUCUCAAAGGAUUCUAUCCUCUCCUUGUAUGGCUCUCAGACCCCACAAAUGCCCACACAAGGAGCUGUGUUCAUGGCCCCCGCCCAAAUGGGCUACCCUGCAGCGUACCCCAGUUUCCCAGGCAUGCCCCCCCCCAGUGGCAUGGUGGGAGGUGUGAUGGCGCCACCAGUCGGAGUGAUGGCGCAGCCGGGAGCAGCGGGCAUGGUGACGCCCAUGGCGAUCCCCGCGGGUUACGUCGGCGGCAUGCGGACAGCAGUCAUCGGGGUGCCCAAUGGCAUGAUGGCGGCGCAGCAGGCGGGGUUUGUGACUGGAAUGGCCCCCGUCCCUCCGCCCAUGUACGGGGUGCAACCAGCCCAGCAGCUGCAGUGGAACAUCACUCAGAUGACACAGCAGAUGGCGGGGAUGAACUUCUAUGGCACAAACGGAAUGAUGGGAUACGGACAGUCAAUGGGCAGAGGCGGGGCGCAAGGAACCCACCAAACACUCGGUUCCCAGGUGUGGAAAUAGUGUGCCUGGAUUUGGACCAUUUCCUCUUUUUUUGCUUCCGUUCUCUCGUUUGUUUUUCGUUCCUGUAUUAAAAAUUGCUCCCCGACAUUCUCUCAAGGGUCUAACUUCCUUUCUGGCAGUCUCGGUCGGACUUUCCUUGUGUGUGACAAAGACCCGCUCCGCCGCUUUCCCGCCUCUGGGGCACUGAUGGAGCUGAAGUCUUUGUUCUCUUGGCUCACUAAAACGGGCGCCCUCUGGGGGGUGGGGGGGGUGGGGGUUCCUGCUGGGUCUCAGCCACGGCUUCAAACUAGGCUUGCCCUGGGUCUUCGGAAGGGGUAGCCGCAAUAGCUGGGCUAACUCUUGAUUCCCCAGGUUUAGUCACAGCAACAUCUGAAGGAACUUGUGACUUUUAUAAAGCAACAAGAGAGAAAAUACUGAAAAGAUGGAAAGAGUAUUCUGAAAUACUUGAUGUUAGCUGGCUUUUCUUUCUGCUUUUCUCUCCCUUACCCUUCCUUUUCUUUUCAACUGAGACAUUCCAUUUUUUUUCUGUGUAGAUUUCCAGAAUUAUUUCUGUUUUUCAUAAGCUUAAGGCAUCUCUUCCUGAAGCUGGUAGGAUUCCCACAAGGCCCUGAAGCACAAAUUAUUGUAUUCUGCAAGUGGGGGGAGGUUGGGGGGGGUAGCACUGAUUCCACCUCUUAGGUGCAGCUGUGGCUCCUGUCUAACCUGCAGUCUUGACAUAUUUAAGCCAGUCUCCCUCCUAUUCUCUUCUCCCUACCCUUUUCUUUCUUUUCACAUUUUAAUGACCUAACUGAUCAAGGGCCAAGAUUCUGGGGCAAGUUUCUCCUUGCACUUUUUUGCACUUUUAUCUGUGUACUCCCCCCACGCACACGCACAUACUUGCCAGCGUGAAGGUUUCAGUGACGGAGUACCAAUCACAGGACUGGGGCCACCUGACUGUUCUCUCUUUCUCCGCCACUUGCAGGGGAGCAAUAUCUCCCCUGCAGAUGUGAAAAGUUUUGUCAGCAUACAUGAAAGCCAGGCAUCUAUUGUCUGCUUUUCUUUGUGUAUAUGUAAAUUCCUUAAUAAAAAUAUUGCAGUGCAACAUUA